Molecule: messenger RNA, 2298 nt
Organism: Insectozyma verbasci
Lineage: Eukaryota; Fungi; Ascomycota; Pichiomycetes; Serinales; Debaryomycetaceae
Source: the annotation of a GenBank genome assembly
AUGAAUAAUGAUAUACAAAAUAUACAUUAUAGACAAUUAUUAAGACAAGCAGAUAAACAUGAUAAUAAUCAAAAUAUAAGAAAGAAAAGAAAAUUAAAAAAAAAUGUGGAAUUACCUCCAGAAAAUGAUAUAAUUAAUUUAGAUUCAAGUUCAGAUAAUGACGUGAAAUUAGAAAAUGUUGAAACACAAGAUAUUGAUUCAGACUCAGAUGAGUUUGAAGACGUCAGUUUGGAUUAUCAUGAUGAUAAAAGUGAUGGUGACUCAGAUGCUUUUGAAGAUGUGGAUUUAGAUGUAAAUUUUCAAUUUGAUCAAAAAAAUAAAUCACCGCCACCCCUUAAAAAUGAUUCAAUUACAAUCCAAUUCAAAAAACAAGAACCACAAACGAAGAAAGUGAAUUUAAUUAGCUCAGAAGAAAGAAGUCGACGCGUUUUGAUGCACAAAAUGUACUUAAUAUUCAUGUUGAUACACGGUACUAUUCGAAAUAAAUGGUGUAACGAUAAAGAUUUGGGUAAAACUUUAGUAAAAUCUUGUGUUACACAACAAAUUACUGGAUUAUUAAAAGGUGAUGACAAAACUGAUGUAAUAAAUUCAAGACGAUUACUUGAUGGUUUGAAGAAAUUAAUGACAAUUUAUUCUGCUAAAUUUAAAGUGAAUAGUGUAGGACUAAUCAAAAAGUCAUGGUCAGAAUUGAACGCAAUUCAAAAAGAUGAUGCUAUAGUCAAUAGAAAAACAUUUAAAAAAUUAAUUACUAAUUUUAGAGGGAGUAGAGAUAUUGGAGCUCAAGGAUUUGUUUUAUUAUUAAGAGGUUUAGGAUUAAAUGCAAGACUAAUCUUAUCAAUGCAACCACCUGAUUAUACAAUUCUAGCAGCUAAAACAGAAAAGAAACAAGGUGAGAAUGUAGUCAAAGCUAAGAAAUUUAAUGAGUCUAAUUUUCCUAUAUUUUGGGUUGAAGUUUGGGAUAAGUUUUUAAAAAGAUGGAUAAGUGUUGAUCCAAUUGUGAUGCAAAUCAUUGAAAUAUGCCCUAAAAGAAGAAGGUGUUCAUUUGAACCACCAACUCUGGAUGAGAGAAAUCAAUUAUUAUAUGUCAUUGGUUAUGACAAAUAUGGUAGAGUCAGAGAUGUUACAAGAAGGUAUAGUCUUAAUUAUAAUGCAAAGACAAUAAGGAAAAGAAUAGAGUUUAAAUCAAAUGAAGAAAAAGAAUGGUAUGAAAGAAUUGUCAAAACUUGUAAUUAUAAGAAAACAAAUAGUAUAAGUGAUAUUUUUGAAUUGAAAGAGUUUAAUGAACGAGAUUUAAAUGAAGGUAUGCCAAAUAAUAUUCAAAGUUUUAAAAAUCAUCCAUUAUAUGUAUUGGAAACUCAAAUUAAUGCAAAUGAAAUUAUUCAUCCUCAUGAUGAUAGUGCAAAAUGCGGUACUUUCAAGUCUAGGAAUAAAAUAAUCAAUGUCUAUAAGAGAAGUAAUGUGUAUAAAGUUAGAUCGGCAAAAGCUUGGUAUCUUAAAGGUAGAACACUUAAAAUGGGUCAACAACCAAUGAAAACUAUGGUGAAAGGAGAAGAAGAAGUUAGGUUAUAUGCUGAAUUUCAAACUCAAAUGUAUAUUCCUCCACCAAUUAAGGAUGGCAUUGUACCUAAAAAUCAAUAUGGUAAUAUAGAUUUAUAUUUUAAAACAAUGUUACCCGAAAAUGGUGUUUUUAUCGAAGCAACACCAGAAAUAUCUAUGAAAUUAUUAACUCAAGCUGCAAAUAUAUUAAAUAUAGAUUAUGCAAAGGCAAUAGUUGCAUUUGAUUUUGGUAGAAAAAGGUCUGUUAACGUUCGUGAAGGUGGUAUUGUUAUUUUCAAUGAAUAUAAAGAAGCUAUUGAAUUAGUUAUGGAACAAUUAUUAAAUGAAAUAGAAGAAGCUAAAAGAAUUUUAAUGGAAAACAGUGCAUUAAACAAUUGGAAAUAUUUUUUAUUAAAACUUAGAUUAGAAAACAGAUUAAAUAAAUUUCAUGGUACCAUCGAAGAUAAAAUACAACCCGAUGAAAGCGAUCAUGAAGAAAUUAAACGAGAUUCAGGUGAUGAACAAGGCGGGUUUAUAGUAUCAGAUAAUGAAGACCAAGGAAACAAUAAUGUAGAUGAAGAUGAAGAUGGUGGAUUUUUAAUAAAUGAUACCGAGUCAAUUGAAGUACCCGACAGAAAGGCUAAAGAAAAUAAAAAAUAUUAUGACAGUGAAGAAGAUAACAAUGAUGAUUACGAUGGUUCAUCGGAAGAAGUUACAUAUAGUCAAGAUGAAGACAUGGAAUUUGAGUAUGAAUCUGAGUAA